Molecule: messenger RNA, 1415 nt
Organism: Humulus lupulus (European hop)
Lineage: Eukaryota; Viridiplantae; Streptophyta; Magnoliopsida; Rosales; Cannabaceae
Product: probable nucleoredoxin 3
Exons: 4
Coding region: 179-1351 (390 amino acids)
Molecular function (GO): thioredoxin-disulfide reductase (NADPH) activity
Source: RefSeq, a predicted model, not a curated record
UAAAGUUUCUUUACCUUCUAUAUAUAUUGAGAGAGAAGAUAACCUUGGUCCUUGGCUGGGUGGGGACUCAUCCAAAAUCCUUGGCCCUUGACAGAAGAAAACAGGGGAGCAUAUAUCCAAUCCAUAACUAAAUAGAUAAAGUGAGAGCUCCAACCAUUUUCUCUGGCUUGUAGCUAAAAUGGCAGCGCCUGAGAAUCAAGCCAAGUCUACAGAUAUGGCUGAUAUCUUAUCAUCUGAAGGGGUUGAGUUCCUUCUGUCAAGUGAAGGAAAGGUACCCUUGUCGUCAUGUCAUGGCAAGAAAAUUUGCCUAUAUUUCUCAGCAAACUGGUGUAGGCCAUGCAAAGCUUUCACUCCACAAUUGGUUCAGCUUUACAAUUCUCUCAAAAAUGGAGGGAAAGAACUAGAGAUCAUCUUCAUCUCCUUCGACCGCGACAACACCAAAUUCGAAGAGCAUUUCAAAUGCAUGCCAUGGCUGGCCGUGCCGUUUGAGUUAAAUCUGCAUAGAAGAUUGAGUGAGAAAUUCAACGUGGAUCGGAUUCCAUCUCUUAUUCCAUUGAGUUCAGAUGGAGUUUCAAUCGAAGAGGAUCUGAUUGGAUUGAUCGAAGACUAUGGUGCUGAAGCGUUUCCAUUCACUAGGGAGAGAAGAGAAGAAUUGAAGGCCAUUGAUAAGGCUAAGCGUCAAGGAGGGAAACUGGAGCUGCUUUUGGCUCAUGAAGAACGUAACUAUCUUAUUUCAAGAGAUGGAACCCAGACUGAGGUCCAAAACCUUGUCGGAAAGACAAUUGGGCUAUACUUUGGGGCCCACUGGAGCCCACCAUGCCGAUCAUUCACAACAAAGCUUAAAGAGACAUACGACGCCGUUUGCUCACCUUCAUUCGAAAUUGUGUUCGUCUCAACAGACCGAGACCUGGACGAGUUUGAGCUCAACCUCGGACUCAUGCCCUGGCUCGCAGUCCCGUACCACGACCGAAAGGCCCGUCAAGACCUUUGUCGGAUCUUCAACGUGAAGGAGAUUCCGGGUCUGGUUCUGAUCGGACCCGAUGGGAGACCCGUUUCGACUGACGGGAAGGCGGUGAUCUCGAUGUACGGAGCUAGGGCUUUUCCGUUCACGGAGUCGAGGAUCGGGGAAGUGGAGGCGGCGCUGAGGAAAGAAGGGGAGGCGUUGCCCGCACGUGUGAAGGACCGGAAGCAUGAGCACGUGCUGAAAUUAGAUAUGGCUAGAGGGUAUGUUUGUGAUUGGUGUAAAGAGGGAGGGAGAUUUUGGGCAUUCUCUUGUGAUGUUUGUGAUUAUGAUCUUCAUCCAACUUGUGUGGAAAUUGAUAACCCUGAUUUGUCUUCUUUAUCUUUAUAGACAAGAUAAGACAUUUAUGAUAUAUAGGAUAUUAUAUAAUAUACAAUACUGUAAAUUCGUCUAA